AUGUCCUUCUUCCAAACGCCAAGUGAUGUCGAAACUCGUUUGUGUACAGCAGUUGAUGCGGCUAUUCGAGCGGAAAAUGCCCAACAACUACAAUCGAUUGUACUUUUAGAACCUCCAUUCCCAGCCGACCACCAGGAAUUGAUCAUAUCACUACAAAGGAACUACCCCGCAAACGACCCCAGGUCGGAGGACAGACUGAAGAAUCUUGUCAAAAGAGUCGUGACAGAGACAAGUGAAUCGCAGGACGCUGAAGGACGGCCCAUCUCAGAAUGGACUGCCAUGAUUACUUUCUUAGUCGGGUGGAUGGUCACUCUAAGAGAUAUGGAUGUUGACAAUCUCGUACUUUUAUUUCAGCAAUUAAGUGAUAUUCUCCAACGCGGGGAUCGGGCACUAGCUCAUCCAACAAAAGGAAUUUUGAUGCUACCGACCAUCAUCAGCUAUGCUCAUAUCUUUGCACGAGUUGCAGUCGGAUUGGAUAAGCAACCAGAGCUAAUAGCGCAUUUGAUCGCCAACUCGGUAGAUGAGGAAGGCCAACGAGAGUCUCUCCCCGAGAAAGCAGCCAACAUCCUGAGACAAGCAUUCACUACAUGCUUAAAUGACAAGAAUGUAGCCCCACGAGGUAUCAAGGACGGUAAACCCGACGGGAAAAAGGUUGGGAUAUACAAGAUGGCGAACAUCUGCCUGAAGAUCCUCCUACAAGCCGACAAGCCCGAGAAUUGCGACUUCAUCUUCAACUUGAUAUCAAAAGGCUCACCACCAGUUGAUAUUUAUCCUGCUGCAGAUCGGGUCACUUAUCUUUACUAUCUUGGGCGGUGCCACUUCGCCAGCGGAAACUUCUAUGGAGCGCAACUCGUCCUGGCCAAGGCUUACGAAGAGUGCCACUGCGAUAAUGCUUUCAUUCAGCAGCGACGGAAGAUUCUCGUCUACCUAGUUGGCGCCAACAUCAUCCUUGGUCGCUUCCCAGCAGACGUUUUGUACGAAAAACCAGAAGCUAGAGGCUUUCGCGAGAUCUUCCGACCCAUUACCAAGGCCAUACGGCAGGGCGACCUAGAAACCUUUCGCCGCAUCACCAGUCUCGACCUCACACAUCCCAGCUGUGACUUUCUCAUGCACUAUCGCAUGUUCUACCAGAUUGGUAAUUACUGCGAAGUCCUCGUCUGGCGAUCCCUCAUCCGCCGCGUAUACCUCUUGACGGGCGCGCAAGGUGCAGGGAUGCAAGCCGCCGCCGUAGUCGACCUCAACCACCUAUUGCGAAUCUUCCGCUUCCUAGAGGCCCGCGCGAGAAUCAAGAAUCCUGCACUCGCUGCCUCCGAUCUAGGCCCCGGGCGCAGGGACAUGGGCCAUCUUUUCAAUGACUACGCCAGCACCACCAAAUCUACCUAUGUCGACCCAGAUUUUGUAGGCAUGGAGGACGUCGAGCCGUGGAAUGAUGAGAUGGAUAUCCUGGAAGUGGAAAGUAUAUGUGGGAGUCUAAUUACGCAAGGCUAUUUGAAUGCUUAUAUCAGUCAGAGAGCGGAGAAGUUGGCCAUCUCUGGGGCUAGAAGACCCCAGGAUGGUGGGGCGUUGAGGGUGGGGUUCCCGAGUCCUUGGUCGGUGAUUAAGAGCCGGAACAGUGAGGACGUGCUGGGGUGGGUCAAGGAAUUUGGGCCGAUGAGGCAGGGGGAGAUUGUUCGGCUUUCGGGUGCAAGAGCGGCGGGGGAGUAG
This is a messenger RNA of Plenodomus lingam JN3, 1704 nucleotides long. RefSeq lists its product as uncharacterized. Gene Ontology annotation, biological process: poly(A)+ mRNA export from nucleus. The record is from RefSeq and is a predicted model, not a curated record. Gene Ontology annotation, molecular function: RNA binding; double-stranded DNA binding. Lineage: Eukaryota; Fungi; Ascomycota; Dothideomycetes; Pleosporales; Leptosphaeriaceae.